AUGUCGGCUAUCAGAGAUGUCGCGAUGGAGAGCGACAUCCUCAACAUCGCGUCCCUCGCAUCUCGCCCUCUUCCGAACCGGCCCGACGGGACCAUCGUCUGCGUCCUCUACUCUUCGGUGGAGGAUAUGAGCCUGCAGGCGAUCAACAUGGACUUCGAACGGCUAGCUGAAGUGUUCCCCGAUUGUAUCUUCUUGAGAUGCUACAAGGAGUACGAGGGUUCUUCCAUCACGUUUGCAACUCGCCAAGUCGUCUCCUUCCCGACCUUUGAGUACUUCUACAAGGGCACUCAGGUAGCGAGGACAACCGGCCCGAACUUGAAUGAAGUCAAAGAAAAGAUCAGACAGUUUGGAUUCAUAGUGUCAAAGACCGACCUGUUCUCAGACUCCGCAAGCUCCUGGUCGAAGCAAGGGAUCAAGGAGCCUCAGGAUCCGACGAAGCUCGCUUGGGACAGGGAGGCAGAUAAUGCAGCAAGUACCACCAUGAGGUUCAUCCCAGGAGGGAUGGGGCAGCAGGCGGCAGAAAUCAUUCGGGAGAAGGGAAGCACGCUUGAUAGCUUUCAAGCAGCAAGGAGAGGAGGAGACAAUGAGGGUGUUCAGCUGCCAGGAGGCGGAUCAGGAGGAGCAGGAGGAGCGUAUGAGCAAGGUUUCAAGUUCUGGAAAGAAAGAUUCGAAGAGAUUGUAAAGGACGGCGAUGGGAAAUCGACGGGCAAGAAUGAGCAGGACAACAGCGGGAAGCGAAGGGACGUCGAUGCGGAUUCAAUCAUCGACAACAUUUGGGAUUCUCCUGACUACAAGUAG
This is a messenger RNA of Guillardia theta CCMP2712, 798 nucleotides long. RefSeq lists its product as hypothetical. The transcript has 13 exons. The coding region runs from base 1 to 798 and encodes 265 amino acids. The record is from RefSeq and is a predicted model, not a curated record. NCBI's taxonomy places the organism in Eukaryota, Cryptophyceae, Pyrenomonadales, Geminigeraceae.